This is a messenger RNA of Vollenhovia emeryi, 7086 nucleotides long. RefSeq names its product EH domain-binding protein 1 (gene Ehbp1). Bases 1321 to 4185 code for a protein of 954 amino acids. Gene Ontology annotation, molecular function: protein binding. The record is from RefSeq and is a predicted model, not a curated record. The transcript has 18 exons. Lineage: Eukaryota; Metazoa; Arthropoda; Insecta; Hymenoptera; Formicidae.
UUAAAGUUAGCUUCACGUGCAUAGAUUCGUCGUUUGUUCAGAAGAAAUUACAAUGAAAGUUUAAUUACAUAUCAUAUUACAAUGACUCGAUUAAUUUUUAAGGUAAGUAACUGGUCCAAGAUUUAUUUGCAAUGUGUUAUUUACGUAUCCACCUGACAAACCAUAUAUCUUUUAUCGUACUCGUGAUAUUUGAUUGCGUCUCAUUUUACAUAUUACUUUUGUAAAAUUAGUUUUUAAUUUUAUAAUUUUAUUUGUAUCUAUAUGUUAAGCGUGUAACUCCGAUUAUUGGUUUGCUCUCUUUAGAAUGUGUGCUUGAUAAGGACCUAAACCCUUGGUCGAAACGUCGCAUUGUAAUUGUUCAAAAAAUAUUUUCAACAUCUGACUUUCAUUCCCGACUGCUGCCAACCGAGGGUUGGCGCUACGGAGGGAAUAUGCGAAUUCGUUAUCGAUAUUCUCGAUAACUACAACAUCUCUUGAUGUCAACUUUUUCCCCAUUUACUUUCUUAUUAACGAAGAAUCGUUUUUUCUGUAUAACAUUGUAACAUCCAAUUUUAUGUCUUCUGUUUACGUGCGUAUGAAAAAAUAUGUAUUAUAAGCGAUAUACAUGUAGCAAAGAAUCCAUGUAAGAUAGUUACGUAAUCUUGCAAUUUACAGCACAACGCAUUGCUUUCAUCAGCGAUAGUUUCGUUAUCUACCGCGCUCUUUAUCCUCAAUCACUGUCUCUCACUUUCGCCGCGUCGCGUUUCCCGACGUUACAGCGCGCGGUUUCUCUCUGGCUAAGAACGGUCUCCUCUUUUCCGAGAGAGGACCUUUUGGCGCUCGGCUCGGGGGUUUCUGCUCGGCUUGUCGUCCUCGUCGGGACUCUGUGAGGAGACGGAAGAUUUAGGAGCGACAGUGAUCCCGGGUGAGAGCUUCCAGCCGAGGUCAGUCGUCUCUGUGUGUGCGUGCGUGAGUGUGAGCUACGCACACUCGUGAACAAUGACAGUCCGUCCGCUCGGGCAGCGUCGAGAGCACUCGUGAGCCGAGAGGAAGGCCCUGUCCGUCCGUCGAACAUAUGAUCGUAGCCCCGUCGAGGGCGCGCGUCGACGCGAGACAACGUCGUCGGUUUCCGGGAAGCGCGAUCGUUCGCCUUCCGUUUCCCCGCCCCGCCGCGGCCCGCGGCCGACCUUAAGUCAGUCCUCGGGCCGACUCGCGCGCGUGCCACUCGCGGAAAUGACAAAGCGCGGCCAGCUCGCGCGUCAGCAGUGAAGGCCGCUCGCGAUCCUCGCGGACGAAUCCCGGUAAUCCCGUGCGGUAGCAAGCGGAGCCGCGCCGUCAGACAUGAGUUCCGUCUGGAAGCGCCUGCAGCGGGUCAACAAGAGAGCCGCCAAGUUCCAGUUCACCGUCUCCUACCACGAGGUCACGCUAGAGACGACGACCAAGUGGAAACCAAACAAGCUGAGCGUUGUUUGGACAAGACGUAGUAGGAGAGUCAGCUCGGAGCCGUUAGACUGGGAGCCAUGCCUGAGCGAUCCUCUCAAAGGCAUCAUCAGCUGGGCGGUCCCUGACAAUCACACGGUUUCUGUGACACUGUUCAAGGAUCCACGGACGCACGAGCUCGAGGACAAGGACUGGACGUUCGUUAUCGAAGACGUCUCGUCAACGGGAAAGAGGCGUCAUGUCGCUGCCACUAAUAUAAAUAUGAAAAAAUAUGCGACCCUAGAAUCUAGUCAACAACAACUCAAAUUGGACCUGAAGCCAACUUCUAAAAAGAUCGUUAGCUCCACGCUCGAAUGCACUUUAUCAUGCGUGUUCCUGCGAGAGGGCAAGGCGACGGACGAGGAUAUGCAAAGUAUGGCUAGUUUAAUGUCGGUUAAUAACAAUAGCGACAUUGCGCCGUUAGAUGAUUUUGAUAACGAAGAUAUACCUGAAGACGUUGAAGAAGUGUCGGUAAAAAAUUUGGACGAGAUUUUAGAUAUUUCAACUCAGCUUGAUUUAAUGACGAGCAGUCUUACCGAAAGUGAAUUACCCAGUACACCUAUAAGUGUGGCGAGUUUAUCAAAGGAUGAUACGACACCUGUGAACGAUGGAGAGCAUUUUAUACGUGACAUUAGUCUAACAGGAAUUGGAGAUCCCCUGAAAGAAAAAUCACCCGUAAAAGAUAAUGUUGCCGUGGAAAAUGAUAAAAAUAUUGAGCAUAGCACAUUGAGACUGCCGCUGCAACCGUUGGAUCUUAAAAAGAAUGACGCGAAUAUUCCAAGACUGAAAGAGAUUACGCCCGGCCAAGACCUGUUGGAAUGGUGUAAGGAAGUCACAAAGGAUUAUCCCGGCGUCAAAGUCACCAAUCUGACGACAUCUUGGAGAAACGGAAUGGCGUUUUGCGCCAUUAUUCGUCACUUCAGACCUGAUCUGAUAGACAUCGACUCCCUGUUGCCGCACGAUGUUAAAGGCAACUGCAAGAAAGCGUUCGACGCGGGUGAGACUCUGGGCAUACCCAGAGUUAUCGAGCCAGCUGACAUGGAUAUAUUAACGGUACCUGAUAAAUUAGCUGUGAUGACGUAUUUGUAUCAAUUGAGAGCGCAUUUUACGGGCCACGAAUUGGAGGUACAUCAAAUAGGUAAAACAACAGACGAAUCAUCUUACAUGAUUGGCAGAUUUAAUACAGACAACAACACUGACGUAAGUGUUCAACUGUUUGGGCAGGAGAUAAUUAAUUUACGGAAAAAAGAGCAGAUCGAUCAGAAAAACAAUAAAGCGGAGAGUAACAGACGGUCGAACCCGUUCGAUAAUAAGAAGGACGAUAUUUGCAUCGACUCGCUAAAAAACAAGCUGCACUUGAGCCUGAACACGGACGGUCAGGAUCACGAUCAAUAUAACAAGGACAAAUCGCCGUCCAGCGUGAAGGAGGUCAAGGAUAUCAUAUUGGCCAGCUCAAAGAGCAUCCUGGGCAAGGUGCUGUCGCCGACCAAGGAAAAAUACUCGUCGAGGGAGAAGAGCAAGUCUCCGCCGAGAGUGCAACAAGCGCAGCAACGUCCGAUACUUAUGACACGCCGGCAAUUAACCGAUCCGUUCGGCUCCGACGACGAAGAGGAGAACAUACAGAUAAUCGACGACAAAUGGUCGCAAUCGAUCUCGCUUACCAAAUCGCAAAGUCCGAUCCGUGAUGACUCGGUAAACUCUGACGAUAGAGGAAGUCGAGGUAGUUCCGAAUGUCAAGGUGCAUCGCCGCCGUAUGGAGAACAACGUUCACAACAUCCUUUAGCUAGCCGACACGAUGAAUUACGAGAGCGAGCAAGACAACUCCUAGAACAAGCCAGGAAUCAGACGAAGCCAUCCGGGUUUGUUUCCCCCACCAGUCCUGUCGAGACACAGAACGACGACGAAAGGCAACAGCAGUUGAGGGAAAGGGCGAGACGCUUGAUAGCAGAAGUGAAAAUGGGCGUCGCUGUGACUCCGAGUCAACUGAACGACGACAACAAUAGUGACAGACGAUCGAUAGACGAUCAGAAUAAUAGCCCUAGACGGAGUAUCACGCCGUCGACACCCGGUGAUCGGAUCAGUAUAAAGUCUGAGUACAAUGGAAAUAUAUUGGGGAACUCGAGUGUGAUAGAUGGAGAAAAGAAAACUGGUUCACCUCUGUAUUCCUUCUCCAAAAUCAUUGAAAGAAUCUCGCCCGAUAAGGGCAGUCCAGACAGAACUCCGUACACACUUCGAGGGUUGGGUAAAGACAUGACAUCAUAUAUUCAAAACGAGCUCGAAGCACUUGAAAGAGAACAGAAUCAGAUUGACAUACAAGCUGGCAAGCUUGAAAAGCAAUUGAGAGCAGCCAUGGAGAGCGAUAACGAGGACGAAACGGAAAGACUGAUGUCUCUAUGGUUCACACUUGUUAACAAAAAAAAUGCGCUCUUAAGAAGACAGAUGCAAUUAAACAUAUUGGAAAAAGAAGAUGAUUUAGAGCGAAGAUUUGAGCUCUUGAAUCACGAAUUAAGAAGCAUCCUCGCGGUGGAAGAUUGGCGGAAAACACCCGAACAAAAAAUGCGUGAAAAUUUAUUGUUGGAGGAAUUAGUGUCUAUUGUGAACAAAAGGGAUGAAUUAGUGCAUCAUCUCGAUACACAAGAGAGAGCCAUUGAGGACGAUGACGAAAUAGAGCGCGAUUUAUCUCGCGCUGGACUAGCUCAACGAAACAAAAAUUGCGUUGUGCAAUGAGGAGUUAAUUGUGUAUCACGUUUUUUCGAUACUAUUGUGAAGGCAUGACCCAUGUUGCUGUGGUGUUGCCAAAAAAUCAACAGAAUUAGGUGUUGGAGAGCUAAGUGUGACAUUUCAUGGUUACUAGUUACGAACAGGUCUUUUUUUAGAAAUGCAUUUUUUUAUUGUGCAUUGUAGAUUAAUUUAUUAAUAGGCAAAUCAAAAGAAUUUCUCCAUUUUUGUUUUUAAUACAAGCUCGUCGAUCAACAAUUCACAACGAAAGCAAGAAAAUAAUUUAAACGUCGGAAAACGUUGAAUCAUCAAAUAAUGAUUAAAUAAUUUUUUGUAUGUUAUCAAGCACUAUAUCGAUUACAUAAUAUGAGCAUUUCAUCCUCGAAGUGAAAUGUUGCUCGUUAAUUGGAUUUUGUGCUACGAAAUGAAAAAUGGUGCAGAACAGUUUACAAUCAAGAAGUAAACGGAAAGAUAUAUAAUUUUCUUUUUUUUCAAAUAAAAUAUGAGGCGAGCAAAAUAAGAGCGCAAAUGAAACGGAGCUCGGAAAGAGUGAAAAUUAGUGAUAAGAAUAUGACGAGAUUCAAGAUCUAAUUACAAAGCUAUUUAGUGUUAUAUAUUUUAAGAGACUUUGUUCAUGUAUAAAUUAGUAGCAGGUUCCAGAGAGUAUAAAUUGAAUACAGUUCUUUCUUGUAAGUGAACUUUAGACAUUUGAUUUAUGUGAGAAAUUAUUGUAUGACUUAAUUAUUAAGAGAUUUAAUACCGGAAAGCCAAAGAAAGUUAAAGUGCAUUGUUAUACAAGAACACGCGAGAGAUACGUAAAACGUAAUUUAGCAAAUAUAUCUCGCGAUAUUAUCGGUGCAAGUCGAUUCACGGAAAAAUAAUGAUGGAACUCUUGCGGAAAGUGAAUCAUGUCAGCGUUAUGUAUAGUUUCGUAUUCGCAACGGUCGUUCCCGUCGAGCAUUCGCAUGUACUCUAUUUGUGCCAUACGAACGAAUUGAUAUACUUUUUACAUCCUAUUUGACGGGUUUGUACGUGCAGGGCAAUGCAACAAAUCCGACAAUCUUAUUGACGGUAAGCAAUUUUAAAAGAAACCGUAGACUAAUUUUUACUAAGACUAAUUCUUAUAUGUGGUAUAUCUGCGUGUAAUAAGACUAUUAUGUUGACUAUAACUUUCUAUAACAAAAUGGUGCGUUAUAUUUAAGUGUUUUGGCUAACGUUAUAUGUGUAUGUAAAAAAAAACCAAAUUUGUCCGCUCAAACAUUUUUCGGUUUAACGGAUCUCGGAGGAAGGGAAUUAUAACGAAUAUUACAUUUGUUGUUCCUUUUGGAACUGGCUGAUAAACUAGUAUCAUUUUUUUAUAACUGCUACAGAAAUGUAUUUCGACGCGAAAUUGUUGAUAAAUAUUGUGACAAAAAGUACAUUUUUCAGCACAAUUGCUCCGUAAUAUGGAGAAUACAGAGCAGGGUUUACCUACUAAAAGCAAUAUAUGGGAUACAGGUGUACAUCUACUUUUCAUAACACAUGAUAAAGUUUUAUUUCUUAACUCUUUCUUUCAUUGUGAUUUCAUCAUGAGGUCACAAAUCUAAUGUUUAGAUAUUGAGAAAAAUACUCUAAUUUUUAAAAUAUCGAUUUCUUUUAUUAAUGUCCGUAGCAUAGGAAAAAAUUUGGAAAAGUCAUAAUUGUGUUUUCAUAGAAUUCAUGAAAUAACGAGUUAAAAAUAGAGCAUAUGGAGAUUAUAGUUGUUUUCUGUGUGUUAUGCUUGACAAUCACAGUGAAUGUUAUCCAAAUUUUCCACUGAGCAAAGUUUUGAAUGUAUUUGUCGAUGCCAUUCUACUUACGAUUCAAUGUAGUAUAAUCUUGAAAUUGAAAUUAUGUUGUCUCUGUUGAAUAAUCUUUGUUGAAAUAAAUUUUGAAUUUUGCGUUAAUGUACAACGCUAUGUAAUUAUUAAAACUGUAUUACAAUAUGUAUGUGUCGAAGAUAUUGCGCGGAUGCUUGAAAUAUUGGAGCGUCGAUACAAUUGCGGACAGUGUGACAAUUGAUUCGGAGAUAUGUAUAUAUGUUCCAAGCAGACCAUAUAAAAUCCUUCUGAAAGCAUCGUAUAAUUAUCGACACGUAUUUAGAGUAUAUGCAAUUAAAGCUUAUGAGAACAUUGGGGAAUUAUCUCCUCUUGACAUCAUAAUAUAUAUCUAUAAUUAAAUCGAGUAUUGUAGCACUUUAAACAAUUUUAUAUUUUUACUUGUAACUUUGCUCCUUGUAUUUUGUUUAUUUCCCGCAGAAAAUUCGUUAAGCUAGAGUCAUAGAAUAUUGCUGAAGUUGGUCCUUAGUAAAAGAGGAGAUAGUUGUUAAAAUAUAUAGGAUUGGAACAUUGAGAAACAAUAGAUGUUCUAAGUUGGAAAGUGAUCUCUGCUCUGUUAGACCGAAUGAAUCGCUCAUUAUACGAUCUCAUUGUGGAGUUCAAUGCAUUCUAAAAUCUAAAUAGGCAAACCAAAUGUAUAUGUAUAUUAUACUGACUUCAACACGGUAUUUGAAUAUCUCGCUGUCUAGGGACAAACGCGACUAGGGGCUAUUGGAUUAAGCGACAAAUAAUUUAGCAAUAAUUUAUUAUUCUAGUGCCUAUGAAUACUGGUAUGUUUAUAAAACUGUAGCACACUGAAUUAACUUUAAUUUAUUUUACUCUGUACUACUAUACGAAAGAAUUAUUGUAAAGAUAAUCGUUCUUGCCAAUGCUAUAGUCUUGUGGAGAUGUACCGUUCUAUUUUCCUUUGCCGAUGUUAAUCGUAAUGUAUGUGAGAGUGCGAGCGAACAAAGGAAAAAAAGAAAACGUAUCACGCAAUAUUCGCCAUUAAUAAGGGAAGACUUAUAAAGCACUGCAGAAGGAAACAAUAAAUAUGAUGUUGAUGAUACUAAGA